Saxophila tyrrhenica is the source of this 498-nucleotide messenger RNA. RefSeq lists its product as uncharacterized. Lineage: Eukaryota; Fungi; Ascomycota; Dothideomycetes; Mycosphaerellales; Extremaceae. The record is from RefSeq and is a predicted model, not a curated record. The coding region runs from base 1 to 498 and encodes 165 amino acids. The transcript has 2 exons.
AUGUCACAAAACCUCUGGCCCGAAUACCGCGACAAAAUCGCCGGCGGCUGGAAAUGCAUCACCUACGAAAUGUUCGACGGCGCCGGUCCCGACCGUAAACUCAUCGCCAAACCGCACGGCGACGACCCCUUAGGUAGAGUCCUGAUAAGUCGCAACGGCUACCUCUCCGCGCACAUCGCGCGUCGAGAUCGCAUGGGCCCUUUACCAUCCGGCAAAGCGUGGCAAAUGGGCGAAGACAGGGAGGUAGCGCAUGUCGGGCGCGGGCUGAGUAUGUAUUGCGGGUAUUUGCAGGUGUUCAAGGAUGAUGAGGGAUUGUUCUGGGAGACGACGGUGGAGGUGUGCAGUGACCCGAAUAGGAUUGGGGGGAAGGAGGUGAGGCGGAUUGAGUAUUGGGAGGAGGGUGGGAAGGCGUACAUGGUGUUGCAGCCGAAGCAGGAUAUGAUUACUGAAGAUGGAAAGAGGACGAGAGCGAUCAUCAAGUGGGAGAAAUUCGAGUGA